Molecule: messenger RNA, 1635 nt
Organism: Platichthys flesus (European flounder)
Lineage: Eukaryota; Metazoa; Chordata; Actinopteri; Pleuronectiformes; Pleuronectidae
Gene: rnf170
Product: ring finger protein 170
Exons: 7
Coding region: 164-970 (268 amino acids)
Molecular function (GO): ubiquitin protein ligase activity
Source: RefSeq, a predicted model, not a curated record
CGAAUAGGAAGAAUCAGCAGGAGAAGAAGAAGAAGAAGCGUCAACAACAAACUGAAACAUAAUGUGACAGCAGCCAGUCGAGCUGCUGAUCACUAACCAGCUGUCAGUCAAGUCCAGAGAAAGGUGGUGUAGUUAUAAGUGUUGUAGACUAUGAGUGUGGGUGAUGGAGGACAAUCAAUGUGGGGACGUGGACUACCUGAUCCAAGAUGAGGACACCCUCAUCGAAGGAGUCAGCAACCAGGUCUUAUUUGUUGUGGUGCUCAGCAUCACCUUCCUUGCAGGCAUCCUCACUCUGCUCUGCAGAGAAGUGCAGCAGAACAUCCAUCCUGAGAACCAGGAGCACGUCCGAGCCGUCAGACAACAACUCCAAACAGAGCAGGAUGAAAGUCCUCAGGCGGAGGCCCGGCAGCAGUAUUACACAGACAUGUCCUGUCCUGUGUGUUUACAGCAGGCUGUUCUGCCCGUGGAAACCAACUGUGGACAUCUCUUCUGUGGCUCCUGCAUUAUAGCGUACUGGAGGUAUGGCACCUGGCUGGGUGCUAUCCACUGCCCCAUCUGCAGACAAAUGGUAACAUUGCUCUUCCCACUAUUUCAUGAGCAACCUUCCCCUGAGGCGGUCCAGGAUGGCGAGGCAGAACCUCAGCUCAUAUUACGAGACGUCAACGAUUACAACCGCAGGUUCUCAGGCCAGCCGAGAUCUUUUAUGGACAGGCUGAGAGAUGUGCCCACUCUGCUCCGUCAUGCCUUCAGGGAGAUGUUUUCCAUGGGCGGCCUCUUCUGGAUGUUCAGGAUUCGAAUUCUCCUCUGCAUCGUCGGUGCCCUCACCUACCUGGCGUCGCCGCUCGACAUCCUCCCCGAGGCGCUUUUCGGUCUCCUGGGAUUCAUGGAUGACUUCUUUGUAAUCCUGCUUCUCUUCGUGUAUAUCUCUAUCAUGUACAGGGAGGUGGUAACGCAGAGACUGAACGGCUAGGUGCUCACUCGGAGAGGGGGGGGAAAGGAGGCCUUAGCUUGCAGGCUCGGGGGAAGAAGAGAACUCAGCAGAUGAUGUGGGCGUGUAAAGACUGAGUAAAUGCUAUAAGGACAGUUCAUCGAUAAAGCCGGCUCGCUCUGAGGUGUUCACUUUGAAAGCCUGAGGUGUUUCUUCAUCACUGGAAAGGAGCUGGAUGAAGAAUGAGUCGUGAGAAUGUUGCCUCUGUUUGUAGAAUUCCUCAUUAAUGGUUCAUAAGUUGAAUGUGUUCAAAGCCACCGCUGAUACAACUUAAAGAGGGUUGUGGAAGGAUGUGCUGUUGGAGGAAGUCUACUUUGAAUCGGUGCAGUGACCGAAUAACUAUCGUGAUAUCCAGCCAAUUCUUUGAAAAUAUGCCAAAAGCAGUCAUGUUUUUAAAUGUGCAUAUGGUGAUAAUGGAGACAAUAUUGUGAUAUGUGAUUUUGAAUGUCCUGUCUUAAUUAUAUGCAUUUAAAGUUUACUCCCUGCUGUGUCCAUGUUGUCACCUGCCAGACAACUGAGUGUUACAACAACUAUAUUAUCUCAUACAGCUUGAUUGGUCAAUCACACUGAAGAUGCACUUAUGGAAUAAAUCAGUGACUAUGCACAUUCACAACGACAUAAGAAAUACAGCCUUUGUGUACAAAUCA